This is a messenger RNA of Zophobas morio, 1549 nucleotides long. RefSeq names its product WD repeat domain phosphoinositide-interacting protein 3. Gene Ontology annotation, cellular component: phagophore assembly site membrane; extrinsic component of membrane; cytosol. The transcript has 4 exons. The record is from RefSeq and is a predicted model, not a curated record. NCBI's taxonomy places the organism in Eukaryota, Metazoa, Arthropoda, Insecta, Coleoptera, Tenebrionidae. Gene Ontology annotation, biological process: protein localization to phagophore assembly site; nucleophagy; protein lipidation. The coding region runs from base 145 to 1233 and encodes 362 amino acids. Gene Ontology annotation, molecular function: protein binding; phosphatidylinositol-3-phosphate binding; phosphatidylinositol-3,5-bisphosphate binding.
UCAAGUGUCUAUAAUCUUCUCUGACGCAUGUGUGUGACGUUUCAAGCAUUUUGAGGUUAUAAAACUCAAAAUAACAAUAAUAGUGGACCAGCUGAUACUUACGGCUCUUAAUAUGCAUUAUUUUGCCUCUUCCGAGUAACUGCAAUGAAUUUGGGUCCCACGAAUCCUUACGGGAACGGUUUGUUGUACGCGGGUUUUAACCAAGACCAUGGUUGUUUUGCUUGUGGCACAACUACAGGCUUCCGUAUUUACAACUGCGAUCCACUGAAAGAAAAAGAGCGCCAUGAUUUUGAUAAUGGGGGUUUGAGUUAUGUUGAAAUGCUGUUUCGAUGUAACUAUCUUGCACUGGUUGGUGGUGGCAUUAAACCGCUUUUUCCUCCAAAUCGCUUGAUGGUAUGGGAUGAUUUAAAGAAAACAACACCAAUAGCGUUAGAAUUUAACGCCCCUGUGCUAGCAGUGAAGUUGAGACGAGAUCGCAUAGUGGUAGUUUUAGAGGGGGUUAUUAAGGUUUACACUUUUACACAAUGUCCCCAACAACUACACGUCUUCGAAACCAGUACAAAUUCGAAGGGUUUGUGUGUUCUCUGUCCUAAUAGUAAUAAUUCAUUAUUGGCGUUCCCUGGUCGCAAAACGGGACAUGUGCAAUUGGUAGAUUUAGCGAACACGGAUAAGGGGCCUAUGGACAUUGUGGCACAUGAGGCUGCUCUUAGUUGUAUUGCUUUGAAUUUACAAGGAACUCGAUUAGCAACAGCUAGUGAAAAAGGAACUCUCAUUCGAGUGUUUGAUACUGCAACGGGUGAUAAAAUCGCAGAGUUAAGGAGAGGUGCUCAUCAGGCAACAAUCUAUUGUAUUAAUUUUAACCACAACUCAACUUGUUUGUGUGUGGCUUCCGAUCAUGGUACUAUACACAUCUUUGCGUUAGAUGAUCAGAAACUGAACAAACAAUCAACUUUAGCGAACGCCAUGUUUUUACCCAAGUAUUUCUCCUCGACUUGGUCCUUUUGUAAGUUUACGGUUCCGAAUGGACCCCCUUGCGUCUGUGCAUUUGGUGCAGACAACAAUUCUGUUAUUGGUAACUACGCACAUGAAUUAUUUGUUAACAGUACUAAUUAUAUUUAUUUUUCAGUGAUUUGUGCCGAUGGUUGUUACUAUAAGUUCGUUUUUAAUCUGAAAGGCGAAUGCGUGAGGGAGCAAAGUGCCCAGUUCCUUGAAAUGACUGAUGAUAAUGCAUAGACUGGAAUCAUAGUACAUGUGAUUGUAUAGUUGUUGUUAUUUCUGGGGGACUUACCUUUGAAAAAUACAGCAAUCAAGACAUGCGCACGAAUCAAAACUUCACGUUGAGCUACAUUUAGUGCCCAUACUAGUAAUAUUUGAUCAUACUUAGUUUAGACCUUGAAGUUGUUUAAAUUUAAAGCUCCAUGUGUGCAUGUCAUUUUUUGUAAAAUUUAAAAGCACAUAGCUCUGUAAUAGAAGACGUGAUUUUCAAAACAUACUAAUUUCGCUGUAAUUUCUCAGUAUAAAUAAAUAUUUUAUUAUUUAAUAGAAAAAA